AGGACGCCUGGUCUCCUUCCCUGUGGAGCCGGUCCCGCCGGAGCACUCACCCUGAGCCGUCUUGAAUGGCUUGAGUCCCUAUUUGUUUAUUUAUUUGUUUAAAAUGCAUAAGCCGUCAUUAAUUCAAAGACGGCUCUCGUACGGUAUAUUAGACGAACGUUGAAAUUACAACUACAGUAUAUUGUAAAAGAUGAUCCACGCGACAAUAAAACGAAGGGAGCUACAGCAUUAAUAUGGCUCGUAUUACCCUUGAGGAAUUGAAUGAACUGGAUGAUGAAGUCCCCGAUGAAGAUGAUGAACUAAUGGAUGGAGAGGAACAGAACAGGUUGUUUUCUCAUUGGGAGGCAGUAGCCAGCACUCACCAAGUGUCACUCCCUCAAGAGAUGGCUGGACCAAUAGUGCAAAUGACGCGCCAUAACCAGAUGCGAGAGGAUGUGCCCUAUGCUACUUUAUCACAGCAUGAGAAGUGUGAGGAGAUAGCAUAUGAGGAACGGCUAUACCCAGCUGGGAAAUGGGCAUGCAUUACCAAAGGAGAACCAAAGUAUGAGCAGAGCAUCUCUAUGGGUUUCAUGAAACUAAUACGGUACAUCUGCAAGGAGAACUCCCUAGGCCGCCAUUUGGGGAUGACAGUGCCAGUGGUCAAUGAGAUCCACCUGAAUGAGGAGGGCACUGAAUUGCUGCAAGAAGUCAUCACUGCCUAUUACCUCCCUGCAGAAUUUCAGCCUAACCCCCCUCUCCCCAUGGACCCAGACAUCCAGAUCCUAGAGAGAAUGCCACUUCGGGUUAUUGCCAGGGUGUUUUAUGGGACAACUACGGAAGAAACGAUCCUACGGGAGAUUCACCUUCUCUGGGAAUUGCUGGGCUCCACAGAUAAUGUGCUCCGUGAAACCUACAUGGUGGCUGCAUACCAGAACCCUGGUGUCCCUAACCGCCGCAAUGAGAUCUGGUUUAUCCGGCGAGCAGACUGAAAGUGCUCUGAAUUCCUGACAAGAUUACAAUUUAUCUUCCGUGACUGGAUCUGGUUUAGAUGGCAGUUCUGAAGGAGAUGAAUGCACAUCCUUACUGACUAUAGAAUAGAUGAGCCGCUCCUUUCCCUGUGGGUGAACCAAGGAAUGAUAUCCCUUCCUGUGAACUCACAGCCAAGGGAAAAACUAGUACAGAUCUGCCAGAGAUGGUUUCUACCCCACUCCUGCAGGGAGUAGCGUGGGGUUAUGGUAUUUAUUGAUGGAGCUGGCACUGGAAGGAACAAUGGGUGUCUGAUUCAGUGGGCUCUGAGCGCAAUCAUGCCACAAUUGAAUGAAAGUACACUGGGGAUUGUAGCCAUCACUCACUUUUCAAGGGUUAGAUAUCAAUCCUGAAAUGAAUCUGGAGAGCAGGUCUAAAUACCACUGCUUGCAGCUGAGUCUGUAGCUGACAGAUGUGGAUGGCUGCGGCACAGGCCAUGACUAAGUUACUUGUAGAAGGAGGAUUUCACUUCUGAUGUCUCAGAGCAUCACUUUUAGCCAUGUACAUUGAGAGACUGUUAGUCAGCUGAUUCUCCAGCAGCAGAUCCAUUCCUGCAGUCUGAGAUGGAAUAGCUUUAGACUUUCCUGACUGAAAUAAUUUGAACACAUGUCCAGGAACAAACGGGAAAUCCCUGGCAAAGGGCUAUGGCUCAAAGGAAGAUCUGAGAAGUGGAGAUCUCAGAGGCACAUUUUUCUGGCCUAUAGAUCCUCCUGUUUUCCCAAGAGUACUAAAAGAGGUAAAUGCCACCCAUUGACUGCCUCCCGUCUGCCAGCCAACUUCUUGAUCAGGCGGGCCCAAGGGCUUGGUGUGAGCUGAGCAGGCUAUAUGAAUAUGUAUGUAAGUUGUCAAUGGCAGCGUUUUUGUUGCUGUGUGUUGCAUUGUGCAUUGACUGUUUGGUUUCACACUCAUGAAUGCUGCUGUCCUCUCCUGGCAGCACAAAGCAAAUCCAAAAUAAAAUCUAGCUCAACCCUC
Molecule: messenger RNA, 1977 nt
Organism: Rhineura floridana
Lineage: Eukaryota; Metazoa; Chordata; Lepidosauria; Squamata; Rhineuridae
Product: heme-binding protein 1-like
Exons: 6
Coding region: 234-968 (244 amino acids)
Source: RefSeq, a predicted model, not a curated record